Staurois parvus is the source of this 298-nucleotide messenger RNA. The record is from the annotation of a GenBank genome assembly. Lineage: Eukaryota; Metazoa; Chordata; Amphibia; Anura; Ranidae.
UGGGCACAGGUGGGUGCACUGCUGGGCACAGGUGGGUGCACUGCUGGGCACAGGUGGGCGGAGCUAGUGGGUGCACUGCUGGGCACAGGUGGGCGGAACUUGUGGGUGGCACUGCUGGGCACCGAUCAUCAGGGCACUGAUCAUCAGUGCCCUGAUGAUCGCGUGAGGAAAGUGCAGCCGAGAACCGGCACUUGCAUUUCCCUGUGAUCAGCGUGUCAUUGGACAGGAGAGCGCGUUCUGGGGGGACGUCAUAUGACGUCCACCCAGAACUGGCCGGCCGCAGUGAAGCCGUCAUUUG